CCUUUGUGGAGUCGGAGCCUGCGUCGGAUGUUGAGUUGAAUUGUUUACAAGUGCAUAGUGAAUGGACGAUUGAUAUCGUAAAGAAAGCGGCGAGUACUCCAUUCAUUUGUAAUAUUACGGAUAAAGCCUAGACUAUAGACAAUGGCUGCUGAGACUGACAGCAAUGCCAAAAAUGUUGAUGUUGACUUUUCUAACUACGUUGCGUUACGGAACAAAAGAAGAGAUUAUGAAUGGCAAAUAGUAUGGAGAAACGUUUUAGCGUUUAUCUACUUACAUGCAGCUAGUCUGUAUGGACUAUAUCUUAUCUUCACUGGAAAAGCUAAGGUGGUCACGUUUUUAUUUGCCGUUGUUUUUGCUUCUAUAGCGGCUAUGGGCGUUACAGCGGGGGCUCAUCGGUUGUGGGCGCAUAGAGCUUACAAAGCUCGAUGGCCACUGAGACUGUUCCUGGCUAUAUUACAAACUGUAGCAUUUCAAAACCAUAUUUACGAAUGGGUCCGAGAUCACAGAGUUCACCACAAAUUCACAGAGACAGAUGCGGACCCUCACAAUGCAAAAAGAGGAUUCUUUUUCUCUCACAUUGGAUGGCUGAUGUUACGAAAGCACAAAGAUGUCUUAGAAAAAGGUGCUUUGGUGGAUAUGUCAGACAUUGAAGGCGAUCCAAUCGUCAUGAUUCAGAAAAAGACGUAUCUAGUAGUGAUGCCACUGCUAUGUUUCAUCUUGCCCGCAUGGAUGCCAGUCGCUCUAUGGAACGAGAACGCUUGGGCAUCCUGGUAUGUGGCAUCCAUAUUCCGCUACACAAUAUCACUCCACUUUACAUGGUUGGUCAACUCAGCAGCCCAUAUCUGGGGCAAUCGGCCGUACGAUAAAUACAUAGGCGCUACAGAUCAUAAAGUUGUCGCGAUGUUAGCCUUUGGAGAGGGCUGGCACAAUUACCACCACGUGUUCCCAUGGGAUUAUAAGGCGGCUGAGCUGGGAGAUUAUAGGACUAACCUCUCAACAGCGCUAAUAGAUUUAGCUGCGAAGUGGGGUUUAGCUUAUGAUUUAAAGACCGUUUCCAUGGAGAUGAUACGGAAACGAGUUACAAGAACUGGAGAUGGAACUCAUCCAUUAGGAAUGAAAAACGAGGAAGACGACCACCAUCAUCCUGAGAACCCAAUUUGGGGGUGGGAUGACACGGAUAUGCCGGAAGAAGACCGAAAGUUAGCAGAAAUUGCUAACAAAGUGGACUAAAGAAAUUAACAAAAAAAUAUUAAAUAAGAAUCUAUUUAUAUUGUAAAGUGUAAAUAUAUGUGAAAACGCUUUCAAGUAAUAAGAAAGUUGGUAAUUCUGAAUGAUAACGUGUAGUUUUAAUUCAAUUUAAUAAGUAUUUAUGUGAGUUCCACCUACAAAUAUGGGUAUUGCGUAGAAUUUUUCUUGCUGUACCUUAUAACUAGCAUUAGGAUAAGGUUCCCAAAAUUAUAGGAUUAUGUUAUAUUAAUUUUGGUUGUGUUGACUACAUAAUAUAAGGUUAAUGCUUAUAUUUGUGAUAUAGAUUGAUUAUAAGUCGAUUUUUUUUAAAGACAAUGUUAUGUUAUAUGAC
Messenger RNA from Pieris brassicae (large cabbage white), 1579 nucleotides. RefSeq names its product acyl-CoA Delta-9 desaturase-like. The record is from RefSeq and is a predicted model, not a curated record. Gene Ontology annotation, cellular component: endoplasmic reticulum membrane. Gene Ontology annotation, biological process: unsaturated fatty acid biosynthetic process. Bases 142 to 1230 code for a protein of 362 amino acids. NCBI's taxonomy places the organism in Eukaryota, Metazoa, Arthropoda, Insecta, Lepidoptera, Pieridae. Gene Ontology annotation, molecular function: stearoyl-CoA 9-desaturase activity; iron ion binding. The transcript is spliced from 8 exons.